AAUAUGGUGUGAUAUCUUUCUUAAUACUAUGCUAAGGGUGUCAUAUGAUUUGAGAUUAACAAUAACGCUAUUUAUGAAUAUAUAAUAAACGUUUCUUUUAUGUAAAAUGUAUUAAGUAUACCCUAUUUUACUAUUACUUGUUUCAAGUGUUUUGUAAAUGUACUAUGAAGGUGAUUUGAGCAUCUCAAAGAGCUGAAAUGAGUGGCAAAUUGGCUCAUUACAUUUAUUAUUUAUGCGAGAAAUGUAUCGUUUAGCGUUCGAAAUUAUUGAAUUUUUUUUGUUAGUUAUGACUACAACUGUUGUUUUGCUAUGCUUGUUGCUUAGUAAAAGAAAAGUAGAAAAGUUAAAUAUGUGUUAGCAAAUUUUGAUAAAAUUAUAUUAAAGAUUAAACUAACAGCUGGCCACAAAUUGUUUAUGUCAUUUUUAAAUUAUCUUUUAAUAUGUAUGUUGUCGGCUCCAACCGCUAGGGUUGCAUAAAUAAUAAGCAUUAUAACGUAAAAUUGAAAAAGAUAGAACGUCAUAAAAUUCGAAAGCACUCAAAAAAAAGUGAUUUCCAUGUGCUACAAUAAGUUGCUAUUUUGGCAUUUUCUUUUAAUUAUUUAAUUCAAUUGGCGAAAAUUACAUUUUUUGUUUGUUUGCAUUUUGUUUAGGGGGGCUAGAACUGUGCCAUAACAUCCUAGAGGAACAAUUACUAUUAUAUCCGCAGGGUGUGUGGUUUCUUUUUUUUAAGGGACGACUAGAAUUCAUGAAGGGUAAUUUGGAUGAAGCGCAGUAUUGGUACAACAAAUCAUGGAAAUCACAAAACGUCUGGACACAGUUCCAUCAUCUCAGUUUUUGGGAGUUAUUGUGGGUAAACUGUUUGAAGCUGGACUGGCGGGAGGCGAAAUUGUACGCCAGCUAUUUAGUGGAGCACAGCAAAUGGUCUCGUACGAUUUACUCCUAUCAGCAAGCGGCUGUAAUGCUAAUGAACGAUGAUCUCGACGACAAUGAGCUGGAAACCGUUGAGUCUCUAAUGCAUGAUACACCAAAGUAUAAGCAAAGGAUCGCCGGAAAAUCACUACCUAUGGAGAAAUUCAUUUGUAAGAAGGUGGCGCGAUAUUUUGCGCAAAAUCAUUACCUCUGUCUUCCAGCUGUUGAGCUGAUGUUUGUCUGGAACGCAUUCAAAGUGCUUAGCAAAAAUUAUCAGCUAGCUGACGGUAUUUUUCGCUUAAUCGAACGCAAAAUGGCACAGUUGGGCCAUAAAAACGGGAGUGAUAUUUAUGCAUAUGAUAAUCAAGCAUUGUGUUUUUUAUUACGUGGCGCUUGCUAUCGACAAAUGAAGCAGCCAUUCCUCGCAUUGCAAGAUCUUGAAGCAUGAACUUGCAAAGUCAAA
Molecule: messenger RNA, 1372 nt
Organism: Zeugodacus cucurbitae (melon fly)
Lineage: Eukaryota; Metazoa; Arthropoda; Insecta; Diptera; Tephritidae
Product: tetratricopeptide repeat protein 39B-like
Exons: 3
Coding region: 746-1357 (203 amino acids)
Source: RefSeq, a predicted model, not a curated record